Molecule: messenger RNA, 2848 nt
Organism: Pseudopodoces humilis (Tibetan ground-tit)
Lineage: Eukaryota; Metazoa; Chordata; Aves; Passeriformes; Paridae
Source: RefSeq, a predicted model, not a curated record
GCAGAGGGAUAGGGGCACAGUGCUCUUUGGGGGUGGCAGGAGGGCACAAAGCCUUAAUUCGAGCUCAUUUCUGUUUUGAAGGACUGUCACCCUAGAGUAGUACAGCAAAGGCUUGGUUACUGCAGUUCUCGGUGUGCUUUCCAAGAAUAAAGUGAAGUUUUUGCUUGAGAAAUACACAUUGGCUCAGCAAAACAAAAACCACUUUUAAGGGUUCUUGGUGGAAAUCGCUCUAUGCCCUAUUACCUGCUUGAGUGAAACCAGACUAAAGAACUUCUGUCAUGGCAGCUUUUCUGCUGGGAGCUGUGUUGCUUAUUGUUCAACCUCAGAUAGUGCCUUCCAGACCAGCUAUAAAUUCAAAUGCUGAGACUUCUUCUCAGUCUGUUCAGAGAGAGCUUUUAAAGAAAACAUCUCAGAAAAAUGACUUCAAGGAAAACAUUCAUUCUAAUGGAUCAUGUCAGCAGCUGCCACAGACUAUUAUUAUUGGAGUGAGAAAAGGUGGAACAAGAGCUUUGUUAGAGAUGUUGAGUCUCCAUCCAGAUAUUGCAGCAGCAGAAAGUGAAGUUCACUUCUUUGACUGGGAAGAUCAUUACAGGAAUGGAUUGCAGUGGUAUAUUAAUCAAAUGCCAUUCUCAUAUCCCCAUCAGAUCACCGUGGAAAAAACUCCAGCGUAUUUCACAUCACCUAAAGUGCCUGAAAGAGUUUAUAACAUGAACCAAUCAAUGAGACUACUCCUUAUUUUAAGAGACCCAAGCGAGAGAGUACUAUCAGAUUACACCCAAGUGUUCUACAACCACAUGCAGAAGCACAAGCCGUACCCAUCCAUUGAACAAUUCCUGAUAAAAAAUGGUGAACUCAAUGUGGACUACAAGGCAAUAAACAGAAGCUUAUACUACAUUCACAUGCAGAACUGGCUGAAGUAUUUUCCUCUUGAUCAUAUCCACAUUGUAGAUGGGGAUAAAUUAAUCAGAGAUCCCUUUCCAGAAAUAGAAAAGGUAGAGAGAUUUCUGAAGUUAUCACCACAGAUAAAUGCUUCAAACUUUUAUUUCAAUAAAACUAAGGGAUUCUACUGCCUGAGGGACGGUGGUAGAGAGCGCUGUUUACAUGAGUCCAAAGGACGAGCGCACCCACACGUAGAUUCCCGGUUACUCGAGAAACUGCAGGAAUAUUUCCAUGAACCCAACAAGAAGUUUUUUGAGCUUGUGGGCAGAACAUUUGACUGGCACACAUUUGUGGCAAGUUAGUGGUAAGCUUCAGAACCUAUGUUCCAGUGUACAGUUAGAAGAUUUAAAAAGGGCAUUUAAGCUAUUAUUUAUUUGUAAAAUCCAUAAAUACUUCUGUACAGUAUUAGAUUCACAAUUGCCAUAUAUACUAGUUAUAUUUUUCUACUUGUUAAAUUUGAAAGCAUUUUGUAUUGUUUUUCAUGGUUGUUAACAUUGUGUAUGAUGUGUCUAUAUGAAGAAACUAAAUUAUUUCAUUGCAGAAGGUGCUCUCUUGAGAAUGUGUUGUCUUUUUAAUAAAUAAGAAAUUCAUUUCAACAGAACAUUUCUGAAUUAUUUGAAUAGUUUGGCCUUCCUGGACUAUUUUCACUAAUUGCUAAUGAAUAUGCUAAACUUUACCGUUCCAUUUUUCUUAAAGUGUGGAUUAAUAAUUUAUUUUCCAUUUGAAAAUAUUAUUGUACUUAAUAAAUUGUUCAAUCCUGCUUUAUGAAAUUAUUUCCUGUCAAAGUGGUGGUACUUACACAUGUUGGGAAAUACACACCCAAAGGACAAUGGCAGUCUCUAUGUAAUUUGAUAUAUUAACUAAUUUGACAUAUUAACUUCUAUACUUAACCUUCAUAUUCACUGUUAUAACAAGUGCUCCUCAAUUCUUUGGCAGCACAGUGCAGGUUUCAUGGCAGAUUUUUAAGGAUUCUGUGGGGACCAGCUCAUAAAAUACAGUUAGCUGGAGAAAUAUGGUCAACCUGAAAACUUCUUACAGUCUCUGAAUGUAUGCACACUUCAUAAAGAGGUAUAGUUGAGAGAAUUUAAGCAAUAUAGAGACUUUUUCAAGGCUGCUUUUGACUGUUCCUAGAUUUCAUAGUACAUUUAUGCUUUACAGUCACUGAAAAUAAACACACCAGAAAAAUUAUUUGGUCUACAUUCAUGAACUUCAUUCAUACAAAUAUUACCACAUUUGUACCCUACUUAAGGCUGUUUUCUAUGAGUUUUCAGUUGCUUCAUGCAACUGAAAAUUGCCUAUGGACUUCUCUUUGUUUAAUCUCCUUCCAAGAACCAUGAUGCCAGGUCUUGAUUAGAUGUGUGUUGUGGGAUUAACCCACAUUCCAGGAACUUUCCUUGUUUUCCAUCUGCUAAAAAUGGAAGUGAGAGGUUAGUCCAUUGGUAAAAGCUGCAGUUGUCCUGAUCUACAGUGGUUAUGGUGUCUUGUUAACCAUCAGUUUCUGGAGUUAGAGUUAAUCCAGUUUCCACACAAGGCUUCUUACAGUACUUUCAAUCCAAGCUACUGAUUUUUAUUUCAUGAUCUUGAGUUUAGUUAUUGAAUGUGCAAUGGCAACACCCAGUAAAUUUGAACUUGUAGCUGGUUGUUACAAUCCUUUAUAAAAUUUAAAUGUAGAUUCAUUCAUUUUUUUUUCUGGUGAGUUAGUGCAAACUUGGGCACUAUGACAAGGUAUCGUCUGGAUGCAAGUAUCCCAUAUUAUGCCUCUUGCAUGAAAAUUUGCAGAUGCUGUCCCUCUCUCUCCCACUCCUUGUGCACCUGCCCAAGCUGUAUUCAACCUCAGAGAGGUUGGUGGUGUUUUAUAAAGCCUACAAUGAAAUGGUAUUGUACUCAAUAAAAUAUUUUCUGAAUUGCA